This is a messenger RNA of Clonostachys solani, 1308 nucleotides long. Lineage: Eukaryota; Fungi; Ascomycota; Sordariomycetes; Hypocreales; Bionectriaceae. The record is from the annotation of a GenBank genome assembly.
UAUAUGGGACGCAGAAUCCUCGCACUAUUUGGUGAACGUGUGACUAUGCAGUUCCUUAGUCAAGCCAUGGGGUUCGCGGACUGCGUCUUACUUGCUAUGGCCCCUCUCGGUAUACUUACUAUCAUUGUAAGCGCGAUCAGAGUCAAAGGUCCACCUUGGUUGAAGAGUAUUAUUGGGCGGGCUAGGGAGAAUCUCUCUACUGCCGAAAUUGAAUUAAUGUCGUCCACUUCAAGAGAGGUCUGUGAGCUCUGGAAUGGUCUAAAUCUGGUUAGAUGUCAAGGAUCUGCUGAGAUAUGGCAGUUUAUAUGCUUGAUACCAGACUCAGUCAAGUCCGGGGGUGAUAAGCAUCCCCAACAUGAAGUGGAAAUCAAGUCACUAAGAGACAUGUUAGAAGAAAAAGUUCUUGUCAACCAGGCACAUGACGGGCCAAGAGAUCUAGAUAGAGAAAUCCCAAGAGAUCGAUUAGUAGACCGGGCCAAAGGGGAACCGAAAAUAACAAUUGUUCGAGACAUGACAACUAACGCCGCACCGAACAUAUCACUCAAUAGCCAUGACAGCAGGCGAAUGGAAACCACUGUGUGGGCAGUUAUUAGUAUCCUGGUUCAACUUGGAGUUCUUGCGUUCUACUGUUGCACCAUAUACUAUCAACCAUGGAAACACCGCUUCUCCAAGAACGAUAAACAAGUGGUUUGGUAUGCAUUUCCUGCCGUCGCUGCUGGAACUAUUGUUCUGGUGCUAGGAUUGCUAAUCUGUGCCUUUGUUGUGGAGCAAAGCACCAGAGAAGACCGAUAUAAAACUAUGAAUAGUGAUAAGAUCCGGAUGGUAUGGUUGCAAAAGCAUAAAACUGUUAAUGACCAAGUGUUCAACUCUUUUGCGAUCUACCCAUCCAGCGGACCAGAACAGCAUACUUUUAUAACUUCUCACCGAAAAGAUGAACAAGGUCAACCAGACGAGCCCAAAAAGAAAGGCUCACUUGGUUCCACAACAUUAGCCAAGUUUACCGCAGUAUUGCAAAGUCUGGAGACACUCACAACACUUGGCACAUUUCUCUCUCUUUUGGGCUUCUUUUUUCAGUUUACUGGCAUACGUGCUAUGAACUGGAGGGCUUCACUUGUUCAACUCGGCGCGAUUAUUCUGAUGACAAUCUUGCGAUCAUGGGUUCGGCGUGGAUUUUCGAGAGCCCCAGGAUCAACACCUCUAGUUCCAGGGUUCGAACUUGAUUGGUUCGCUCUUUCUUUGGUGCAUCCAUACAACGAAAGAUGGAUGGGAUCUACAAUUAGUGACAAUAGUUCUCGGAGUAAAGCCCUA